UUUUGGAUUUUCUGACCUUGUUUAUAUGUAUCGACCACAUCCAUGCAUAUUGUUCAUCAGCAUCUGAGUGUUAAUUAAAAAAUUCACCCCCCAUAGCCAGUAAUGUUGCCAUUCUUCCCAAGGCUUAAUCCCAUGAAGCUCUUAGCAAUGUGUUGCCUUCUUUUAAUGAGUGUUACAACUUCCAUGACUACCACUUCAGUUGCUAUUCAAGGCAACGAAGAAGCGUAUGCUUUGCUGGACUGGAAAGCCAGCUUUGAGAAGCAAAGCCAGGCUUUGCUCUCUUCUUGGAAUGGUAGCGACCCCUGCCAUUGGGUGGGAAUAGCAUGUGACCACUCCAAAUCUGUGUCCUCGCUAAACUUUACCAACUUUGGCCUAAGAGGUACGCUUCAAACUCUCAAUUUCUCGUCACUUCCCAGCAUCCAUACAAUAGUCAUGAGGAACAACUCUUUUUAUGGAACCAUUCCCAAACAAAUUGGUGCAUUAUCCAAUCUGGACACUCUUGAUGUCCACUCCAAUCAGUUCUCUGGUUUCAUUCCCAAACAAAUUGGUAGUUUGUCUAAACUCACCGUUCUUGAUUUGGGUGCCAACAAUUUCUUGGGCAACAUUCCCCAAGAAACUAAGCAUUUGAGCAACUUGAAGUAUUUGUCAUUUGCAUACAAUAAUAAUUUAAGGGGAUCCAUUCCUGCCGAGAUUGGGAUGUUGAGGAAUCUAACACAGCUGCAUUUUGAACAUUGCAAUCUCACAGGUUCUAUCCCUACUACAAUAGGCAACUUAACUAAUUUGUCUGUACUCAAUUUGAAUAUCAACCAUUUAGAUGGUCCCAUUCCUCGAGAAAUAGGCAAGUUAGUUAAUGUGAAGUUUCUAUGGCUUCAAACCAAUGAACUUUCUGGUUCCAUCCCUCGAGAAAUUGGUCUCAUGACAAAUCUCUAUCAGCUUGAUUUUUCUGACAAUAAUCUCUCUGGUUGUAUUCCUUCUACAAUUGGAAAUUUAAGCAAUUUGGUAUAUCUAUACCUUUAUAUCAAUUCUCUCUCUGGUGCGAUUCCUGAUGAAAUUGGAAACCUUUAUUCUCUUUCUACGAUCCAAUUGUCAUCCAAUAACCUUUCAGGGACAAUUCCACCUUCCACAAGUAGCUUGGUCAAUUUAAACUCUAUUCUUCUUAGUGGGAAUAUGCUCUCAGGUCCAGUUUCAUUGUCCAUUGGGAAUUUAGUCAAGUUAGAGAUGCUCAACCUUGAUAAAAAUAAUCUUUCUGGGCCAAUCCCUUCCACUAUCGGAAAAUUGGUAAAUUUGGUUCAACUUGACCUUUAUCAAAAUAAUCUUUCUGGGCCAAUCCCUUCCACUAUCGGAAAAUUGGUAAAUUUGGUUCAACUUGACCUUGGUGAUAAUAAUUUUUCUGGGCCAAUCCCUUCCACUAUCGGAAAAUUAGCAAAUUUGGUUCGACUUGGCCUUGAUGAAAAUAUACUCUCUGGAACAAUCCCUUCCUCCAUUGGAAACUUGACAAAACUGUUGGAACUAGUGUUAUUGUCGAAUGAACUUAGUGGUGAAAUUCCAAUAGAGUAUAACAAGCUCACAGAAUUGGAAAAUCUCCAAUUGAGUAAUAAUCAUUUCAAUUGGCAGUUGCCUCACAACAUCUGUACAAGUGGAAAUUUGGCUAAACUUUCAGCCGCAAAUAACUACUUCACAGGUGUAGUUCCAAGUAGCUUAAAGAAUUGCUCCAGCCUUGUAAGAUUAAGGCUUGACGGAAACCAGAUAACCGGAAAUAUAACUGAAUCUUUUGGUGUAUAUCCAAAUUUGGUCUACAUUGAUUUGAGUGACAAUAAUUUUCAUGGCCAUCUUUCAUCAAAGUGGGGGAAAUGUUCCAACCUGACGUGCCUCAAGAUCUCCAACAAUAAUCUGUCGGGUCAUAUACCAACGGAACUAAGUGAAGCAACCAACUUGCAAGAACUUGACUUGUCUUCAAAUCAUCUUACGGGAGCAAUUCCAAAAGAGCUUGGAAAGUUGACUUUGCUGAUACAACUCUUGUUAAGCAACAACAGUUUUUCCGGAAAUGUUCCCAUUCAGAUUUCAUCAUUGCAACAACUUGAAACGUUGGAUCUUGCCAGGAACAAUUUCAGAGGCCUCAUCACAAAAGAACUUAGCAUGUUGCCUAAGUUGUCCAACUUGAGUCUGAGCCAAAACGAAUUUAAUGGAACUAUUCCUCUCGAGCUUGGGAAUCUAAGAUCCCUUCAUGACUUUGAUCUUGGUGACAAUCUUUUAGAUGGAAGCAUUCCAGCAUCACUUGGCCACUUGAUGUUCUUAGAAAAUUUGAACCUCUCUCAUAACAAUCUUUCUGGUGUCAUUCCCUCAAGUUUUGAUGGGAUGUUAAGUUUGACAACUGUGGAUAUAUCAUACAACCAAUUAGAAGGCCCACUUCCAAAUAUUCCAGCCUUCAUAAAAGCUCCAUUUGAAGCAUUGAGAGAUAAUAAAGGUUUGUGUGGUAAUGUCACUGGUAUUGAGCCUUGUCCAGCGUCAUCAACUGGUGAUUCUCAUAAUGACCAUAAAGCUAAGAAAGUUGUUGUGCUCAUAUUGGUCCUUUCUUUGGCCAUCAUAAUAGCACUCUUAGUAUUAUGGGUAUCAUGCCGUGUAUACCAAGGAACAGGCCGAAAGGAAAGCAAUGCUACAGAGACGCAAACUCAAAAUUUAUUUGCAAUUUGGAGCUAUGAUGGCAAGAUGGUGUAUGAAGAGAUUAUUGAGGCCACAGAAGAUUUUGACAACAAAUAUCUCAUUGGAGUUGGAGGCUUUGGAUCUGUCUACCGAGCUGAGUUGUCCACCGGUCAAGUUGUUGCCGUGAAAAAACUUCAUUCAAUACCAAAUGAAGAAGUUCCCAAUCUCAAAACUUUCCAGAGUGAGAUUCAAGCCUUGACAGAAAUCCGUCAUCGCAACAUUGUGAAGCUAUAUGGAUUCUGUUCUCAUUCUCGGCACUCCUUUUUGGUUUAUGAGAUUAUAGAAAGAGGUAGCAUUGACAAGAUUCUAGCGAAUGAUGAAGAAGCGGUUGAGUUUGAUUGGAAUAGGAGGGUGAAUGCUGUUAAAGGAGUAGCUAAUGCUUUAUGCUACAUGCACCAUGAUUGUUCACCUCCUAUAGUGCAUAGAGAUAUAUCAGCAAAAAAUGUUCUUCUGGAUUUGGAACAUGAGGCUCAUGUGUCAGAUUUUGGAGCAUCUAAACUUCUUAAUCCAAAUUCAUCAAAUUGGACCUCUUUUGCAGGGACCUUUGGUUAUGCAGCUCCAGAACUUGCUUACACUAUGGAGGUGAAUGAAAAAUGUGAUGUGUAUAGCUUCGGGAUAUUAGCUUUGGAAAUAAUGUUGGGGAAGCAUCCUGGAGAUGCUGCAUCAUCAUCUAUGGUGAUGAUACCAUCUUCAGAGACAAUGGAAUAUGCAUCAACACUUGAUAAUAAGUUUUUCUUAAAGGAUAAGUUGGAUCAUCGUCUUCCUUACCCUACAAAUCCAAUUGCAGUAGAGAUUAUGCAAAUUGUGAAGAUAGCAAGUGCCUGUUUGACAGAAAAUCCACGUUCUCGUCCUACCAUGGAACAAGUGGUGAAAGAUCUUGUGGUGGCAAACGCUUCAGUUUCAACAAUGCAUUAAUUUCUCAAAAUCACACCAUGAUGAACUCCAAUCAAAGGAGGGAGAUACAUAUAUACAUAGUGUAAUGUUUUUACUUAUUACACAAAAUUAGCCUACAUCUUUGUUUGAGUUCUAUAUAUGCAUGUGCUUCAGUUGUUGUACGUGAGUUCUUUUAGGUGUAUAUAUAUGUGCAAGCCUUGAUUACCCUUAUGUAACAGGUCAUAUAUGUUCUCUUCUUAUAUAUGCU
Molecule: messenger RNA, 3841 nt
Organism: Arachis duranensis
Lineage: Eukaryota; Viridiplantae; Streptophyta; Magnoliopsida; Fabales; Fabaceae
Product: probable leucine-rich repeat receptor-like protein kinase At1g35710
Exons: 2
Coding region: 103-3615 (1170 amino acids)
Biological process (GO): protein phosphorylation
Molecular function (GO): protein kinase activity; ATP binding; protein binding
Source: RefSeq, a predicted model, not a curated record